Messenger RNA from Astyanax mexicanus (Mexican tetra), 651 nucleotides. It is a transcript of the gene ly97.3, whose product is annotated as lymphocyte antigen 97, tandem duplicate 3. The record is from RefSeq and is a predicted model, not a curated record. Lineage: Eukaryota; Metazoa; Chordata; Actinopteri; Characiformes; Acestrorhamphidae. The transcript has 4 exons. Bases 228 to 506 code for a protein of 92 amino acids.
UAGAACAACAGACGAGAGAUAUAGGCAGGGGAGAGUCACUGUGUGUGUGAGGAGGGGCUGUGUACACAGAGAAAAGAGAGAGAGAGGGAGAGAGAGAGAGAAAGAAAGAGAAAGGGAUAGGCAAGAAGAAAGAGGGAGCCUUUUUUCUGCAUCAUACGGCUCCGAAUAUAAAGGGUGAAGACAGAAGACUGAGUGUUGAGUAACUCUGAAGUGGAAAAGCAGAAAAGAUGAAGGUGCUGUUUUUUGCUGUUGUUCUGGUGCUAAUGGUGUCCAGUGGUCUGGCUCUGGACUGCUACCACUGCCAGUCUCAGAAAGCAGGCGGGGCCUGUGAGGUCACCAAAGUAACCUGUCCAGCACAGAAAAACUCCUGUGUUGCGGCCAAAUUCCUAAAUCCCCCAUAUGCACACUACCAGAAGUGCAUGGCCAUGUCAGACUGUCUCAUGCUGAAACAGAAUGCAUACAUCAAAAUCAAGUGCUGCCAGGAAGACUUCUGUAACACAAUGUGAAUCUGGUCACUGAUGCUGUCCACUGCCGGUGUCCACGCAUGGCUGUAAUGUUUGAAUGAGCAGGUGUAAUCCUGUCUUUCUCUGUAAGUGCUUGUUGACAGUAAGAACAUGUCUAAUGUGUGGAAAAUAAAGUUAUGAAACACUU